CUGCAAGCGAUAAGAUGCGAUCUCGACUGAUUUGAAUUUCUAACUCAGAUAUCACGACGCAUUUAGAGACGCAACAUGGACGAAACAACGAUUGAUUCAAUCUUUUCGGGAUCCUUGAAAUCCUUACCGCCUGUCAGUUCAAAAAUUGUGCGAAUAUUUACGAGCUCGACUUUCACUGACACGACAAUGGAAAGAAAUACUUUGAUGGCUCAGUGCUAUCCUAAACUCAAGGACUAUUGCAGAGAAAAACACGGUUUAGAGUUUCAGGUGGUUGAUAUGAGGUGGGGUGUACGUGAUGAAGCCACCGACGAUCAUAUGACUACAGAGCUGUGUAUGCGAGAAAUAGAAAAUUGUCAGAGACUGUCCAUGGGACCCAAUUUCGUUGUAUUCCUUGGACAGAAAUAUGGAUAUCGUCCUAUACCAACGUAUGUUCUCAGCUCGGAACUAGAGAUGUUAAGGACAGAAUUGGAGGGUCAAGGAAUGGACGUUAGCCUUCUGGACAAAUGGUACAAGAAGGAUAGUAAUGCUGUGCCGCCUACAAGUAUAUUGCAACCGAUCUCGUCUAUCCUUAAAAACUUUAACAAUAAAAGAAUACCCAAGCUGCAACAAGAGGAUCAGGCAAUCUGGUGGGACACCAUGUGCAAAAUGCAAAAAUUGUUCCGGAAAGGCGCGCAAUCCUUAUGUAAUUCCGGGAAGUUUGACAAGGAUACAAUGCAUAAUUAUUUCAUGUCAGUAACCGAGCGGGAGGUGAUUAACGGCGUGCUGAACGUAAAAAAUACGAAAAACCAUUGCCUUGCGUACGUGCGAUACAUAAACAACAUUAAUCUACAAAAUCUGAGGAAGGCCAGUCUGUUUCUGGAUAUAGCUAACAGAAGUUUGGACAACGAAGCCUCGAAAUUGUUGGCCGAUCUCAGAGACGAGCGACUACCGAAUAAAAUCGAGAGCACGAAUCUUCAGAGAUACACGGUGGAAUGGAUAGGGAGAGAGGGUCUGGAUCCUGAAACCCACGGAGAGUACCUUCAGCACUUCAUCACUCACUUUUACAGAAACAUAGUGAAGCUCGUGGAUCGCGCCAUGAGGAAGGAAGACAAUUCCGCGCAGGGACAAAUAAUAACCGAGAUUUUGCAACACCUGCACGCCUGUAAUAAUUCUGUAAAGGUGUUUUACGGACGCGAGGACACGCUGGAGAGGAUAAAAAAUUACAUGCUAGGCGACAGCGAUAAGCCAUUAGUAUUGUACGGGGAAGGGGGAUGCGGCAAGACUUCCCUACUGGCGAAGAGCGCGGGUUUGACGAGCAGCACCUGGCUGAUUGAUAAGAAGCCGGUCAGCAUAAUUCGAUUUCUCGGCACCACCCCGGACAGCAGUGCGCUUACGCCCACGUUGAUCUCAAUCUGUCAACAAAUCUCGUACAAUUACGGAAUGUCGUUUGAAGAGAUCCCGGACGAUCUGGUGCCGCUCACAGCCUACUUCAAAUAUUUGUUGACUUUAGCUAACGCCCAACAGCCUAUUCUGCUGUUUCUGGAUAGUGUCGAUCAGCUGACGGGUGCACAGGGUAACAAAUUGUCGUGGUUGCCUACGAGGCUACCACCAAACUGCAAGAUGAUUUUAUCCUGUGCUGCGGAGGAAUCGAAUCCGAUGAUUUCGAGAGAUUAUCAGUUGCUGCGUAGGAUGAUAGACACCGAAGAAAGUUUCAUCGAGGUAACCGCCUUGGGCGAGGAUCUGGCUACGGACGUGAUAAGAAUGUGGAUGAAAACGGCCAGGCGGGAUCUGAAUAACUACCAGUGGCGUCUGGUGGCGAACGCAAUAUCGAAAUGCUCCCUGCCGAUCUUCGUGAAGCUCGUGUUCGCGGAGAUUUGCCGAUGGCGUAGCUACACGAAACCGGCGGACACGCACCUCGCCAGCACGGUGAUGGAUAGCAUAAUGAUGCUGUUCGAGAGGAUCGAGAAGCAGCAUGGCAAGAUCCUGGUCUUCCACGCUUUGGCUUACAUCACGGCCGCCAAGUCCGGCUUGUCGGAGUCCGAGCUCGAGGAUCUGAUCUCCCUGGACGACAAGGUUCUCGACGACGUCUACCAGUACCAUUUGCCGCCGGUGAGACGCAUCCCGCCUCUGCUCUGGACGAGAAUACGAAACGACCUGCCCAAUUAUCUGAGCGAAAGAGAAGCGGACGGCGUGAGCGUGCUGAACUGGUAUCACAGACAAUUCAGGGACGCGGCCAAGGAGCGUUACUUCAAGAAUAUGAACAUGGCGAUGUAUUUUCACUCGAUGAUCGCGGACUAUUAUCUGGGAAUUUGGGGCGGUGGCAAACCGAAGCCUUUCAAGUACACCGAGAUACAGAGACAUCGAUUCAAUUUAACAGACAAGGAGGGUGUGGCGGACAGAAAAGUGCCGGAACAACCAUUGGCAUUUUACUCAAAGGAGGGAACUAUCUCGAGAUAUAAUUUACGAAAGUUUGGCGAAUUACCAUUUCAUCUGAUAAGAGCACGGCGGUUCAAGGAUCUCUUCGAGAACGUUUUAUUCAAUUACGAGUGGCUGCACGCUAAGCUAAGCUCUUGCCCCUUGCAAGCUGUGCUUUCUGAUUUCGAAGACGCGUGUAACUUUGUUGACAAUCAAAGUUUGGUCAGAGAACUCAUGUUAGUCGCUGAUGCUCUGAGAUUAGGCGGUGCGAUUCUGGGAAAUCAUCCUGACAUGCUCGCGCCGCAACUGAUCGGUCGAUUGCUGCCCGAGAUCGGGGCAAAUGUUAAUGUGCGAAUGUUGCUCCGGGCAUGCGAUCACGACGGCGUCAAGAAUUGCGCUCUGCUUCCUCUCUAUCACUGUCUGCACACACCUGGUGGACCAUUGAAAUACUCGUUGGAAGGCCAUCAAUUCGCGGUAUUCGGAUUUUGCUUAACGUCGGAUUAUCGCCACGUAGUAUCGAUAUCCAAUAAAUUUAUCACCUGGGAUCUGAGUACCAGCGACAUGGCGAGGGAUGUUAACCCCGGUGUGGAGGGUAUAAUGCAACGAUUGGUCUUAAGCCCCGACAACAGAUACGCUGCGGCUUUUACGACCAACUAUCAGAGUGUCGUUUUGAAUACCCUGACGAGCGAAUUCGUCGUCAUCGACAACCCUUUACCGAACGAGGAUGCAGUGUGCGGCGUGCAUCUGAUGAAUCAGUACGCCUUUAUCUACGGGAAGCUAGGCUGGUGCAGAUUCGACCUGCGAGGAAACCUGCUCGAUAAUCACAGCAAUCCCGAAGAUUCCAACAAAUGGCCGAUUUUGUACGUGGAGUACACGAAUCUGGAUCUCUACAGAAUUAUAUUCUGGUCGGGCAGCCUCGACGACACGCGUAUGCUUUUGCAUACUUACAGGAAGAAGGCAUCGUUAGAGCCGUUUCAGUUUCACAGUGCUUUGGUCAUGACCAAGGACAAAGGCACUUUGUACGCGUGCACGAGCAAGGACGAUUAUAGAAUCACGAAGUACAGAAGCGACGAGACCUCGUCUUACUGGGAAAAAGUUUUCGACAUGCCGCGGGCGUACAAUGACGACGUGGAGUAUCUGUUACAGCUGAAGUUGGACGGGGAGGAGGAAAUGCUGCUGGCGACGACCGGCAACGGGUUCAUCGUGUGGUUUCUGGAAAGUAAAAGCGACGCGCAUGUUUUAAUGUUGCCGAACGGAGUGAGGAACAUCAGUACGCGUAUGAUGUGUUCGAACUCUGUAAUGGUCAGCGGCACCAAGAAUUAUGCUGUUGCUGGUGUGAGGAAAAAUCUGUACGUUUGGUCGCUCGAGACGUCUGACUUAGUGAAAGUACUGGACGCGCACUUCGCGCGGAUCAUUCAACUGGAAGCGUUGACCGUCGGAAAUUGGAAUAGCGUUGUAACGUCGAGCAUCGAUAGAAGCGUGAAGGUGUGGAACAUCAAUAAUAUUUUCGAGCAAGUUCACGUCAUCGACAGGCACGAGCUGCAGAUAGACAUGUUAAGCUUGGCCGAGGAGGGCAACUUGGCCGUUACGGUUACCAGAGAUUGCGUGGGUGUUUGGGAUUUGCUGACGGGUAGAUUAAUAUCGAAGCUGGCCGACAGUCCGCUGGGAGCAAUUGUUACACACGCUUGCAUUACGCAGAACAGCAAGUAUAUUGUGUCGACGGAAUCGGGCAAUGUUCUCGUUUGGAACAGAAUUACGGAGCUGGUGCUGUUCAAGGAGGAGCAGAAGAACGUCAAGCAGUUAAUGCUGAUAGAGAACUCGUCCAAGUUCAUAGCCGUUUCGAGGCCCAAUAAUCUUCCGGGGGUGGAAAACGUGCGGACUACAGCGACUCUCGUCUUGAGAAGUAUUCCCGACGGCAGAACGCUAUUCUCUUUCGAAUAUCCCGUGAGAAGUAAUACCGGUACACCCUUCCGACACGUGGUGAUAACAUCGGACGACGCUUUUCUGGUGGUACCAGCGGCCGACAAAGGCAACAGGGAUUGCGUUAUAAUUUACAGCGCGAAAACGGGCGCGUUGAUCAGCAAAAUACCUAUCAAGUUGCCUGGAUUUAAGGAUAUUGUGUGUAUUACACCGAUGCCGAACAAAUCGCAGUGGAUAGGCAUCAUCGGUUCCGACAAAGGUACAAUUCUUGACAUUAAUAAGAAGAAGAUUAUACGCACGAUUCCGAAAUGGAGCGGAAACAUCAGCAAGGACGGCAAAUACACCUUGUACGCGCCUAGCAGAGGCGGCCUCGAACUCAUAGAGUUAAAGAAAGGUACAAGCGUGAAAACCUAUAUACCCAAGGUGGCCGAGGGCGUGUUCACCGUCAUAUCAAUGUUUAAUCGUACGGACGAAUAUGUGCUGUACUAUCACAGCGGUCGGAAAACCAUCAGGGUCUUCAGAUCCUCGGACUGCGAGAUAAUAGCCAAUUACAGAGUGCAGGCCGAGUUAAGUGCCAUCGAUAGCACGCACGACGGCAAGAGCAUCGUUCUGGGGACGGUCGACGGCUGCGUGUCGGUACUGGCGAUGGCUGAUCCGCAGAAACCCGAGAUGACGGAGUAUCUUGCGAACGUGCCGUCUCGCGACGAACAGUGGAAGAAGAAGACCGAGAAGCAUCGGGCGGCGAUAAAGUUCAAGGCCGCCGCCCGGAUCGCCCGCGUGACGCACGAUCUGUCCGCGAGCGUGAAGCCGACGAGCUCGGAAACGAUCGAGGAAGCGGACGAGAACGCGGAGUGA
Messenger RNA from Wasmannia auropunctata (little fire ant), 5169 nucleotides. RefSeq names its product NACHT and WD repeat domain-containing protein 2. The record is from RefSeq and is a predicted model, not a curated record. The coding region runs from base 76 to 5169 and encodes 1697 amino acids. Gene Ontology annotation, molecular function: protein binding. The transcript has 26 exons. Lineage: Eukaryota; Metazoa; Arthropoda; Insecta; Hymenoptera; Formicidae.